This is a messenger RNA of Ordospora colligata OC4, 702 nucleotides long. RefSeq lists its product as uncharacterized. The coding region runs from base 1 to 702 and encodes 233 amino acids. Lineage: Eukaryota; Fungi; Microsporidia; Ordosporidae. The transcript has a single exon. The record is from RefSeq and is a predicted model, not a curated record.
AUGUAUAUACUUGUUGGGAGGUGUGGGAUUGAAGAAGAUUCACGGAUCAGAACUAGCAUAAUUGAUAAGAUAAAAGAUGAAAACAUUAAGCAAACAAUACGAAAUGUUUGGCUUCCAAAGUUUCAAGAUACAUUAAAAGAAUUGAAUGAAUUAACAUUCGCAACAGGUGAUGCUUCCAUUGAUCUAAAUGAAAAGAUGUAUUUUGAAUUGUUACUUGAAAUUUCUGAUAGGGAUGCUGCUUUUUUUAAACAUGCAGGUAACUUAUUAUCGAUAGUUAAUUGUAUGGCAGAGCCUAAAGGUAAAGAUAUAGCAGAAUCAGUAGUGGAAAAUAUGGUUCGUAGUAUGAAGAGAUUAUUAAUUGCAUAUUCUGUUGAAGAUAAUAAUGCAAUGAAAACGUCAGCAGUGCGUAUAGGUAUUAACAAAAGAGAUAAAGAAGCAACAAUGAGGGAAGUAAAAUGUGUAGCAAAAAUUCUGUAUUUGAGUGCUGAUAAAAACGGAGUAUCUAAUGAAACUAAAGAAUCUGUCAAUGAAGAUAUUAAGAAGUUUAUUUCGUGUUAUGAAAAAUUGAUACAGAAUAACAUACAGGAAUCAAAACUCUCAAUAAAUAUAGCGAAUGAUAGAAUGAAGAGUACAGAAGCAAAUAAUGAGAUUGUUAAUAGUAGUGUAGCAGGAAUAAUGAUGAAUGAGGAUAGAAAUAUGUAA